AUGGUCGUAAGUCUAAUUCAUCCCAAUACUUGUGGAUUUGCCAAAGUAAUUGCUUGGCAGCUGGAAAAAUCAACAGCGUCAACAGCAAUACGGUCGGACGGAGAAUCAUUACCAAAAUUUCGCUCGCGAAUAUCAAAGUUACACUACGAAAAUUUUAUUGAAGCUUUCAGCGAGUGCAAAGAGAACUACUCAAUUAGCUUUGCGACUUUUCAGAAGAGGUUUCAAGAUCUCCAUACAAAAUUUGUCAAAUGGAAUUCCCGUAAAAUCAACGAGCGCGUGAAAUAUCUUGCUACUUUUGAGACAGAAAAGUGGAAAAAACUUCCAUCCUCAAAGAAAGCUGAACAUAGUUUACAGGAGUGCCGUGGAUGUUCUCACAGCUACAGCUAUGAGCAGUCUCUGUUUCCUGUCAAGUCCAAGCAAUUUAACAAUUGUCAAGACAAGAAUAACUUUGUAACAGCAACACAGACCGCUAAUGACGUGGGUGAAUCGAAAGCAAAGGUGAAAUGCAAAAAACGCGAGGUGACCAAGGCAGCUAGGGAACUGUAUGCACAAAUUAACCUGCAAUUUCAGAAAAUAUGUCAGGUUCCUUUGGCUCAAGCUUUAGUUUCUGUUCCAGAAUUGCAACUCCAGCAGAAGAAAUCUAAAACUGAAAUGAAGAAAGAAAAAAGGGACUGUUACAGGAAGGUAAAAGCACGGAUUGAAGAGGAAUGGAAGGAAACAGAUAUUUUAAGGUUAGUAACGCUGUACAUGCAUGAAAUAAUAGUCAUUCACCUAAAAAGUUAAAUCAUGUCAAAUUUGUUACACUUAGGUGUUUUGGUAACAGACAGUCUUUGAAGUCGCGUCAGAAAGAUCGUCUAGCGCAGGCGUUUGAGCCAAGACUGAGUCCAGAACAUUCGCAGGUACCUGAAAUAAAAAGAAGUCCUGUUGGGAUAUUUGACAAGAUGGCUUGGGACAAAGAUGCUCUUAAAUCAGAAGUUGAGUCAUAUGAAAAUGGCAAGUUUGUCAACUGGUCUCAACUGGCUAAGGACUAUAACGUCACCAACACGAAAGGCAAAAUUGCAGCAAAUGGCGGCCAGAUUGUGAAAGAGUGGUUGAAAUCGGUUGAUUCAAACGAUACAACACCAAUUCAGAUGAUCCACGCAUUCGACGAAAGAAGAGGAGAGGCCUAG
Molecule: messenger RNA, 1169 nt
Organism: Paramuricea clavata
Lineage: Eukaryota; Metazoa; Cnidaria; Anthozoa; Malacalcyonacea; Plexauridae
Source: the annotation of a GenBank genome assembly